UCCCCGCCCGGCCCCGGGCUCGCGGCUGGCGAGAGGAGCCGACUCUCUCCGUCCUCCGGCGGCAGCAGCCAUGGGGAGCGGGCGCGUCCCGGCGGCGGGGGCCGUGCUGGUGGCACUGGUGGCGCUGGGAGCCCGGGCGGCCGCCGGCACGAGGCCGUCGGCGUUCUUCCUGCAAGCUUCAAUAGGUGACUGCCACUUCCUGAACGGCUCCGAGAGGGUGAGGUUGGUGCAGAGGUACAUCUACAACCGGCAGCAGUACACGCACUACGACAGCGACGUGGGGAAAUUUGUGGCCGAUACAGCCCUGGGUGAGCGUCAGGCUGAGCACUACAACAGCAACACCGAGUAUAUGGAGUACUUACAGGGUGCAGUGGACACGUUCUGCCGGCACAACUACGGGGUGUUGGAGUCCUUCACGGUGCAGAGGAGAGUGGAGCCCAAGGUGAGGGUGUCGGCGCUGCAGUCGGGCUCCGCGCCGCAAGCCGACCGGCUGGCGUGCUACGGGACGGGGCGCGGAGCCCCUCGCUGGGUGGUUUUCCUUCUUUAA
Numida meleagris (helmeted guineafowl) is the source of this 547-nucleotide messenger RNA. Its product is annotated as class II histocompatibility antigen, B-L beta chain-like. The transcript has 4 exons. Gene Ontology annotation, cellular component: MHC class II protein complex; membrane. The record is from RefSeq and is a predicted model, not a curated record. Gene Ontology annotation, molecular function: MHC class II protein complex binding. Bases 71 to 547 code for a protein of 158 amino acids. Gene Ontology annotation, biological process: positive regulation of T cell activation; immunoglobulin production involved in immunoglobulin-mediated immune response; antigen processing and presentation of exogenous peptide antigen via MHC class II. Lineage: Eukaryota; Metazoa; Chordata; Aves; Galliformes; Numididae.